This is a messenger RNA of Hypoxylon trugodes, 1284 nucleotides long. RefSeq lists its product as uncharacterized. The transcript has a single exon. The record is from RefSeq and is a predicted model, not a curated record. The coding region runs from base 1 to 1284 and encodes 427 amino acids. Lineage: Eukaryota; Fungi; Ascomycota; Sordariomycetes; Xylariales; Hypoxylaceae.
AUGUGCCACGAUUGGAAACAGGAGUAUUUCGAGUGCGGCCACGUUUCUCGAAAACUUAUCAAUUGUCCUGCGUAUUUUGAGCAACAAGAUUCGGCGGUCAAUUUUCUCAGCAGCUUGUUCCGCGGCAGGUUCAGGAACAAGAAACACUGCGGUCGUGUUAUUCCCCACCACGCAGGCCCAGAACCCUUCUGCCCAAGUUGUACAAUCAAAUUUGAACGGAUGAGGGCGCAACAAGCCAGCGACGGCACAUUCAGAGCCUAUCGGCCAGAUAUGGAGAAUGUCGGGCAAGGCCCGUCCAAAGUCUGCUUGAAUAUGCGUACGGAUAUGGCCACAAGAAGGCCCCAAGAUCAAGAAAGACACUCCCAGCAUGUUAUAAAAACCCGUAGCCAUGUACCAGAAAACUACGGGCUAGCGCGGAGUCUUUGGGUACCGGACUUACAUGACCACCCAGAGACAUUCGUGCGAAGAGAGACUUGUGGUAGACCCGCGGAGCCCGCGCCACCGGUGAGCUCUUCGCGGCGUCACAAGUCAUCUGCCCCCAGUAAGUCGUCUCGUGAACAGGAAACUGGGGAUAAUGAUUCGAAAUCUCACGCUUCUAGUUUAAACAAACACCACGGGCACGUCUAUAACACUUCCCCGGGUGGAGCUCCGAACCUCAAUGAUCCUCAACUGUUCGAAAACCCGAGGAAACCUCCAAAGGGGCCACAACCAACGUAUUAUUCCCAGCACCACAGAAAAGUUGGUACGAAUGAAUUACCUAGGCGGCCUGCCCUGAAACCAUCGCCGCGACCAGCGCCGCCUCCGCCUCCUCCUUCUGUUGCCCCCCCUCAAGUUUCGCAACAGAACACAAUUGCCCGAUCGCAGGAUAGGCAACGUGCCCCAACCUAUAAACCUCCGGUUCCCAUGAGCUUAAACUCAGCCGAAGCACACCCAAAGCUACGACGAAAAGCAGGACAAUUCUUUAGUAAGGCUCAAAAGGAACCAACUGCCGUCAAAGCCAUGAAUGCCCCGCCGCCCAUGUACCUUACCUACCUAACUGCUUAUGAAUUCACAAAGGAUGGUUCCAGUCCACACAACCAAACUGGAACCAAUGCCUCCCUAUUUCUACCGCCUCGGAAGAAGAAAAAAAGCAAAUCAUCCAAGCUCAAGCCUGGAGGAUCCUUUCUGAGUAGAAUUAUCAAGUUCGGAGUGCCAAUCGAGGAAUCGGAAGAGAGCUUUGCAUGUCAAGAUUCGAGGAUGCUGUCGAGAAUGAACCAAGGACAGACAUCUCCCCAGCCCCAGUGA